UUUGUGAGCCUCGGAUAUUGCAUUGUUUAACCCUUUUCAUUGUACAUCCUAAAGUGGCAUGUGGCGUACUGGAUUAUUUCAUUACUGAAUGUUUGGUAACUUUAUUCGUAUUCAUUUCAUUCUUUUAAAAGAAUUGUAGUCGAAUUUAGGUAUCUAUAUUAUCAAUAAGCUCUUGAUCCGAAAAAAAAAUUCAAAAUGAACAUUACCUGAUGAGAGUUACUCGUUUGUAAAGAAACUUCAAAAUGGUUGGAUGCAACAACACAAUUUUUGGAUUUGCUACACUAACGUUUUUUGUAAUGCAAUGUUGGGGUAAAAAAGAACUUCAUAUUGGAGCUUUUCUUUCGAUGAGCUUUGAAGACAGCGGCUGGCUGGCGGCUGGUUCUCUACCAGGAAUACACAUUGCCUUCGAAGAUAUCAACAAUAGUACAGACAUUCUAAAGGGUUAUGAACUAAAACUGGUCCUCAAAGAUACAAGGUGUAACAAAGGAUACGCCUUUUAUCAGUUCGUGAAGCUUAUUCAAGACAACCCUCAAAUGGUCAUGAUUCUCGGUGGUGAUUGCUCAUUGUCAACUAAAUCAAUUGCAGAGGCCUCCCCACACUGGAAUCUGGUAGAGGUAAGCUACGUUGCAUCAUCGUCACUUCUGUCCGACAAGAAUACCUUUCCUUUGUUCUUACGGACGAACCAGCCCGAGCAUGCUGGCAAUUUUCCAAGGAUUUCACUCAUGAAAAUGUUUGGAUGGUCAAGAAUUGCAACAAUACAAAGUAGCGAAUUGGUCUUUGCUUCGACUGUCAAUCAUUUCCAUGAGCUCUUGUCAUUGAAUAACUUUACUCGUUUGACAACUGAAGCAUUCGUCGAUGACGCAAAGCAGCAAAUUAGUAAGAUCAAGGAAGAGGAUGCUCGUAUCAUAUAUGGAAUGUUUUAUGAAAACCAAGCAAGACUCGUACUAUGUGAGGCCUACAGACAAGGUAUUUAUGGUUCCGAGUACCUUUGGUUUCUUCCUGGCUGGUUUAGCAUUGAUUGGUGGACAAAAGUAGAAGAAAGUGUCCCUUGCACGCCUGCGCAGAUUAAAAAAGCCGCUGGAAACUAUCUUUCUACUAUCGAAGGACUUAUCUCGAAAAACUCGAGACAAAUACUACCAACUGGGAAGACAAUAGGUGACGUCAGAGAUCGGUAUGAGAAAGCAAUCAAUCAGUCGGCGUACGAGUAUGAUAUGUACUAUGCCUCGGGGUAUGACGCAGUUCUAGCAAUGGCACUCGCUCUGAACAAAUCUGUAGGCAUACUGCAGGCUCAAGGCAAGGGUAUUGAAAACUUUACAUACAAUGACAAUGAAACCGCUGGCUUGUUGAAAAGUAUACUCUACAGCCUGUCCUUCAAUGGCAUGACAGGCCUAGUUAGUUUUGAUGGACACGGUGAUCGCGUUGGCGCACAAUACAUUCUGCAAUUUCAAGAUGAUAAAAUGGUUACUCUAGGAUACUACGACGCGCACCAAGACAAAAUCGUGCUUUACAGCAACGAAUCGUUCUACUGGCCAGACGGCCAUCCUCCCAAGGACAGAGUAGUCAUUCAAUACAAGCUUGUUGUCGUUAACUUUGGUCUUUUCGUCUUUGUCGUCGUCCUCUCGUGUAUCGGUGCUCUUGUUACUGUGAUGUUCUUGAUCUUUAACGUUCACUAUCGAAACGAAAGGUUUGUUAAGAUGAGCAGUCCUCGACUCAACGUAUUAAUAUUGCUGGGAUGUUGCCUUGUCUAUCUAGUGGUUCCUCUUCAUGGUAUCGAUAGCUCUAUGGUCUUUCAAUAUUAUCUCGACAUAGUGUGUCAGAUAGAAGUAUGGCUCAUGUGUAUUGGAUUCACAAUGUCGUAUGGCACCUUGUUUGCGAGGACAUGGAGAAUUCAUGUGAUAUUUACAUUAACCACAACUGAGAGGAAGGCAAUAAAGGACCGUCAUCUAUUUGCCAUUGUGAGCAUCCUAUUGGUAAUCGAUAUCAUCGUGUUGUCCACUUGGCAACAUCUAGAUCCUAUACACUCCGUUCCUUGGUAUAUUGCUAAGGCGUACGAUGGUUUGACACAUUCAAGAUCUUACGUGGAAGUCUGUUCAAGUAAUGACAUCAGUAUCUGGGGGGGAAUCCUCAUCUGUUAUAAAGGAGUUCUACUAUUAUUUGGCGCAUUUCUCGCUUGGGAAACUCGUAAUGUGAGUUAUUCAGAGCUGAACGAUUCUCGUAACAUCGCCAUAUCUGUCUACACGAUACUCGUAUCUUCCUUAGUUGGGAUUCCUGUAUUGAUUUUCGUUAAAGAAUACCCUGAUUUCACCUUCUGUAUUGCUUCCUUCUUCGUAUUGAUUUCCACCAGUCUUAUCAUCGCACUGAUGUUUUUGCCAAAGGUAAUAGCUCUAAAGAAAGUUAGUCCACCAGGUCCAGACAACCCUAAAGGGUGUAGUGUGGUCACAUACCGUUCGUCACAGAUUUUUUUGAAUCCUUCGUAUCUUCAGCCAAGACUGUAUGGAACCUCCAUCAAACCAGAGAAAAAGGAAGAAUCGACAGAAAGGCAAAAAUCAGAAUCUACUUAAUCACCAAUCUGUGAUCCAAGCAUACAUGCUGCCGCACAACCCAUCCAAAAUAUAUGUACAUGCCCAACAGCUCAGGUGAUGUCAUUCCUACUUUUUCCCUUCGACCUUAAAUUUUGAUAAGGUCUAUUUAUUACUUAUUAACGUUUUUAGUUAAGCAUUCAUCAUAUCAUAUGUAAACGUUCGUGUUUUUAAAAACAAAUGUCCCCUAAAGACUAAAGCUUCCAUUUUAUGUAACUUUUUGACCGCAAGAACAGUCGAAAUAUUUAAACAAUGUUACGUUGUUUCAUGUCGGAAUAAGCUUAAUAAUCUUAUAUAAAUGGCUGUUCUGGUGGAGGUUCAUUGUGGAUCUGGCGGGUACUUUCAAACCAAACCCCGCGCGCUCGCUUCCACACCCCACAAAUGUGGAAUUCUCACUAUGCCACGUAUUGAUUUGCUUUAACUUCAGGGCCGCGAAUCCAUUACAGAAAAGUAACUUGUUACACACUCAAACCAUUGCGGACCUAAGUUGCUAUCUCUCCAUAAUUUCUAUUCUUUACUGGUUUUUUUUUCGUUUGAUUUUUUUCAAAUGCAUAUAAUUUCCGUUGUUGUCUAAUUAGCUAGCUACUUUCUAACCAAGACCACACCUUCGAGCGACUUUUGUAGAAUUUCAAUCAGCUGAAUAAAUCUCAUAACCAAG
This is a messenger RNA of Actinia tenebrosa (Australian red waratah sea anemone), 3237 nucleotides long. Its product is annotated as gamma-aminobutyric acid type B receptor subunit 2. The record is from RefSeq and is a predicted model, not a curated record. Gene Ontology annotation, molecular function: G protein-coupled GABA receptor activity. Gene Ontology annotation, cellular component: membrane; G protein-coupled receptor heterodimeric complex. Gene Ontology annotation, biological process: G protein-coupled receptor signaling pathway; gamma-aminobutyric acid signaling pathway. NCBI's taxonomy places the organism in Eukaryota, Metazoa, Cnidaria, Anthozoa, Actiniaria, Actiniidae.